AUGUUCACAAAUUUAACCGUAAUGGGUAUUGAAACAUCUUGUGAUGAUACCGGUAUUGCUAUAAUUCGCCGAGAACAUGAAAACAAUACUGUGUUGGCUAAUGUUAUGAAUUCUCAGCAAAGUUUUCACAUAAGAUAUGGCGGCAUUAUUCCACCACGUGCCCAAGAUUUACAUAGAUCGAAAAUAGCUGAUGUUUAUGAACGUUGUUUGGAAGAGGCAAAAGUUAAACCGGAAGAAAUUGAUGCCAUUGCUGUGACCACAAGACCAGGUUUACCUCUAAGUCUUAUGGUGGGUUUGCGUUUUGCCCGCUAUAUAGCCCGAACGUAUAACAAACCUCUGGUACCGGUACAUCAUAUGAAAGCACAUGCCCUGCAGGCACGCAUGGAACACCCCAUACCUUAUCCGUUUUUAUGUCUACUCAUCAGUGGUGGUCAUUCACAAUUGUGUUUUAUUAAGGGGCCAGAAGAGUUUCUACUGCUGGGCGAAACACUCGAUGAUGCACCCGGCGAGGCAUUUGAUAAAAUUGCCCGACGUUUGAGGUUGUAUAUUAAUCCCGCGUAUCGUAAUUGGAAUGGUGGACAAAUUGUGGAGCAUGCCGCUAAAUUGGCAGAAAAUCCUCGGGCAUUUGAAUUUCCUUUACCCUUGGCACGAAUGCGGGAUUGUAAUUUUAGUUUUGCUGGCAUUAAAAAUAAUUCAUUUCGGGCCAUUAAACGGCAGGAGAGGAUUGAGGGCUGUACCCCCGACUCGGUGAUAAGCAAUUAUGCUGACUUUUGUGCGGGUUUGUUAAAUGCCAUAUCCCGCCAUCUAAUGAAUCGUACCCAAAGGGCUUUGGAAUUUUGCCUAGAACGUAAAUUGUUUGCAACGGAUUCGCCGCGAUCGUUGGUGGUUUCCGGAGGUGUGGCCAACAAUGAUACCAUUUUUCAGGAUAUUAGCCAUUUAGCUGAACAAUACGAUUGCAAAACAUAUCGACCAUCGAAAAAAUAUUGUUCCGAUAAUGGUGUAAUGAUAGCCUGGAAUGCCAUAGAACAAAUAAUGCAUGACAAAGAGCGGUGUUUAAGAUAUGAUUAUUAUAAUGUGGAUAUACAAGGCAAGGCGGGAUUGGGUACUUCGUUGCUGCAAGAAGUUGUGGCCGCGGAUAUUAAAUGUAAAUGGAUAAAGGCGCCAUUGCGGAAAGGGGAGGAAGAAAGAUAA
Musca vetustissima is the source of this 1191-nucleotide messenger RNA. It is a transcript of the gene Tcs4, whose product is annotated as probable tRNA N6-adenosine threonylcarbamoyltransferase, mitochondrial. The transcript has 5 exons. NCBI's taxonomy places the organism in Eukaryota, Metazoa, Arthropoda, Insecta, Diptera, Muscidae. Gene Ontology annotation, biological process: tRNA threonylcarbamoyladenosine modification. The coding region runs from base 1 to 1191 and encodes 396 amino acids. The record is from RefSeq and is a predicted model, not a curated record. Gene Ontology annotation, cellular component: mitochondrion.